GGGGGUUUCUCGGUUUCUCCGGUCGCACGCGCCGGGUUUUUUCAGCGGAAGGAGACGCGAGCGGACGCACGAGGCAGCCGGAGUGGAUUUUACCGGGAAACGCGCGUGUUGGGAGCGAACCGGACCGAGAGGCGCGCGGAGCUCCGGUGUCGUCCCUGAAGCGGCAGAAGUGACCGAGCACCGGAAAGUUGGAGUACCGGAGUGGAUGUGACAGACCCACCGGGACGCUGUGGCUCCGUCCGCCGCCCGUGGAGCGACUCCCGCGGACACACCGAGGACGCAGCGCCGCCUCCCCGGAACAUGCGGUCCGAACCGGGCAGCGCGCUGUGAGUCCGGAGCGGCUCCCCGGUCAACCGAACCGCCUCCGGGACUCCAGCAUGUCGGUGGACCGAACCGGGGACAGAGAGUGAGACACCGAGAGACCGAGAGGAGCGGACCGGAGCGGGCAGCGCGUGACACCGACCCCCGUUAACCGUCAUGACCUGUGGGAUUAUUACAGCUGCGCGCGACGCGAUGCUGAUUAACAUCAUCUGUGUGCUGUUCGUGUUGGAUGUGAGCGUGUGCGACUCGGAGCUCGGACCUCCCGGCUGGAGGGAACCUCUGGACUGCGUCAGAGCCUCAGAACUCUGCAACCAGAACAGCCAGUGCAGCUCCCGCUACCGGAUCAUGCGCCAAUGUCUGUCGGGAGGCGACAAGGAGCGCAGCGCCAUGCUGGCCUCCAGGGAGUGCCAGGGGGCGCUAGAGGUGCUGCAGGACUCACCGCUGUACGACUGCCGCUGCAAGAGGAACAUGAAGAAGGAGCUGCAGUGUCUCCAGAACUACUGGAGCAUCCACAUGGGCCUGACCGAGGGGGAAGAGUUCUACGAGACGUCUCCGUACGAACCCAUCCAUUUCUCCGAGGAGUUCAGGCACGCCUCCAUCAUCUCAGACUCGUCCUUGUCUAAGAUGAGCCCCUGCUCUGAGACUGGGAAACCCUGUAACCCGUGUCUGGACGCGGCCAAGGCGUGUAACCUGAAUGAGACGUGUAAACGCCUCCGGUCCGCCUACAACUCCAUCUGCAGCAAGGCCACGCCCCCGCAGCCCGCCUCGGCCAAUCAGGAGCCCUGCAGCAGGAAGAGGUGUCAGAAGGCUCUCCGUCAGUUCUUUGAGCGGGUCUCCUGGGAGCUCAGCUAUCCUCUGCUCUUCUGUUCCUGUCCGGACCAGGCCUGUGCAGAACGUCGCCGUCGGACCAUCGUUCCGUCCUGCAGUCAUCAGGAACGCCACAAACCGUCCUGCCUGGAGCUGAGGCACACCUGUCGCUCUGACGCCCUCUGCAGGUCCCGGCUGGCUGACUUCCACAUGAACUGUCAGAUGACUCCUCACUCCGUCACCAGCUGUCCUCAUGAUAACUUCCACGGCUGCCUCAUGUCCUACGUCGGCCUCAUCGGCUCUGAUGUGACGCCCAACUACAGCGACAGCAGCCCGUCCAACAUCUCCAUCGGGCUGUGGUGCAGCUGCAGGGGAACCGGAGCGCAGGAGGCCGAAUGUGACGCCUUCCACCAAGACUUCACCCACAACACCUGCCUCAAAAACGCCAUCCAGUCAUUCGGUUACGGUUCAGAAGGAGGAACUCUGCCGGUGACCGAACCUUCAUCCACCUUCCUGCCUCCCGCCCAGCCGCCAAUUAUAUCCAAGCCUGCCCCCUCUCUCCAUGGAAACGCCAUCAAGCCCCUGGACAGCGCCUGCAUGUUCUCCACCUGCGCCAAUCUGCAGGAUGGAGGUCAGAAGUGCGUCUCCUCUGAUGACUUCGAGUGUGAGGAGGCUCUGCUGGUUCAGGGUUCCAUCGACUCUCAGGACUCUUCAGGUCCGACCAGCGGUUCGUCUUCAGUCCUCGACGUCGUCUCCAUGACUCUGUGUGUGGUUCUCCUCUCCGUCUCAUUAAUGUGACCGCACACACACACAUGAACACACAAACACACACAUAAACACACACACAUAAAUACACAUAAACACACUGUUAAAUGUCAACCAACACCGACAUCGACGUGUUUCUGAGGGAGAAUCUGAGGGAGGAUCAUCUGCAGAGGAAGAAGAUGGGCAGACAUAAACACACACAAACACACAUAAACACACACACACACUCCUGGGACUGUGGAUCACGUUGACUUCGUGUCUUCGGGCCUUUGGGAGCGUUUUGUGCAGCUCGGCUCGGACUCGCUGCCUCCAGCCUUUCUGGACCAGAGACAGCUGGGCGGGAAAACGCUUUGGCUGGAAACCACACAAAACACACACAACACACACACAGACACAAACAGACACACACACGGUGGGACAACAAGUCUUAAAGUUGGCAGCGAGUGGACGGGGCUGGACAGAUGGGACGGAUCCUUCAGCUCCAUCCAUCACUUCCUGGACCUCUGGUGGCAAGAAAUCUAUACAACAGGCACACACACAGACACACACAGACACACAACAGACACACACACUUCCCCUCAGACCUCGUUAACGGGCGAACAGGGUCCCCGCACGGACGCCAACCCUCCUGCCAGGUCUUCAUCCUCGUGUCGUCAUCCUGUACAAACUCCAUUCGAUGUGGAAACGUCCGAGUCUCCUGGACGGCUGUAUAGUUCACAUGUGUAGCGUGUAGUUGUGUGUCUGUGUGUGCACGAGUGUCUGGAUGUGAGUCUGUGGACGGAAUCGGCCGAGCAGCAAACUGAGGUCCAACAGUUUCACAGUUUGUGGUUUGAGUUUGAGUCUUUAGCAGUUUGAUGAACGGGACUUUCGAGUUUAAAAUCUGUGGUUUGGGUCAUUUUCAGAGCAGACGUCUAAAUAUUUGAUGGAUUUUAGGUUCCGAAAUGUAAGAAUUUGGCAUUUUUUCCCAUUUUGCGUUCUGGUUUGUUGGAUAUUUCUGGAUGUUGGACGUUUAUUUGGACUAAACUGAGUCUUCUGUGUCACUUUAGUCUCCAAGAAACUGAUUCAUAACCUCAAAAAAAACAAAAAUGGAAACAAAUGUGUUAUUCUUCACUUUCUGUGUGGGACAUGAGGCUGUUACCAGAUAGAUCUGCAACGAUUAAUCAAUUAAGCACCAACCUUUAAAAUAAACUGGAAAUUCUCAGAUUUCAGCAUUAUAUUUUUUGGUUUCUUUCCCAGUAAACUCAAGAAAUUGCCAGUAAAAGAUGCAAAAUUAUGACAAAGACACACAAAAUUGCUACAAAAACAAACACCAAAAAGAUGAGACAACAACAUAAAAACACAAAAUUGCCACAAAUAGGCAUGAAGCAACCACAAGCAGAUGCAAAAUCACCACAAAAACACACAAAAUUACCACAAAAAUACCUAAGAUCACCACAGAAAGAUGUGAAGUAACCACAAAAAGCUGCAAAAUUGGCAGUAAAAGAUGCAAACUAAUAACAAAAAUACCCCAAAUUACUACAUAAAUAGGAAAAGUGACCACAAAAAGACAAGGAACCAUCAAAAAAAUGAAACUACCACAGACAAAGACAAAAUUGCCACAAAAAGAUGCAAAUUAACCAAAACAGAUGUAGAAUUACUAUAGAAAGACACAAAUCGCCAAAUAUAGAUGCAAAUUCCCAACAAAAUCAUGCUAAAUCCCAACGAAAACACAACAUCCCCACAAAAAGAAGCAAAUCACGACAAGAAGUUGUAAAACCACCAUAUAACGAUGCCAAACGCCCUCCUUGUUGAUGGAGUUUUGUUUCAAACUAACAGAGAUCCAGUUGUUCAAUCCACAACUUAACUGCAUUACUCUUAUAAUAAACUCUGCUACUGGUUCAGUUCUUUAAAAUCUGGUCUCUGAUGGAGUUCAGAUCUGGACCGAAGCACCUCGAACAGACUUCUGAUUCUUAGAAGCUGAACUUAAGCAUCAAAUCUAGAAGUUCCAGCCUUUAAGGAGCAUAAAUGACACAUUAAACAGAAAGUUCUGCAGCUUCUCUUUGACUGUUUGACAUGAAAACUCAUAAAACAGCUUCAGGGCCGAACGACGGAGAGAAAACAAGACAAAACUGGGUUAGAGACACUCAGCGGGGACUCGACUUUCACAGAGAUUCAUGGAAGCAGCAACAAAGUACAGAAUCAGAACAUUAACAGACCACCGUUAACCGGAAGAACGCUGCUGCUCACUGUUAGCAUCAAAAAUCACAAAAAAACACGCAGAGUUUCCACAAUAGGCAAAAUUACCACAAAAACAGAAGAAAUCCCCAAAAAAGACUAAACUACCACAUAAAAAGACAAAAUCACCACAUAAAGAUGUAGAAUUACUAUAGAAAGACAUAAAUCACCAGCUAAAGAUGUAAAAUAACACACAAAAUUACCACAAAAACACAAUUUAUCGCCAAAGAAGACACAACCACUACAUAGAAAGACAAAAUUACCACAAAAAGGCACAAAAUCGACAUAGAAAGACGUGAAAUAACCACAAAAACAUGUAAACACAAACACAAAAAUAAGCAAAAUUAUGGCAAAAAGAGAAGAAAACAUCAAAAACUACCACAUCACAAAAAAUGCCACAAAAACUCAUGAAACGACAAGAAGAUGUAGAAUAACAACAAAAACACACAAAAUCACCAAGACGUGAUCACAGACGUGAAAUAACCACAAAAAGUUGCAAAUUGCCAGUAAAAGAUGCAAAAUUACCACAAACAGACAAGGAAUCACCAAAAAAAUGAAACUACCAAAUAAAACGAUAAAAUUUCAACAAAAAGACACAAAACAACCACAAACAGAUACAAAAAAACACAAAAUCUCCAUAGAAAAAUCCAUCCUUGUUUAAGGAGAUGCUUCCUGUUGAUGGUUUUCUUGGUUCUUUGACGUUUUCUGUCUAGUUAAAGAGAGUAAGUAGUUUAGGAACAGACAGGAAGUAGUUUUUUUGAUUGUUGUACACGACAGAUGUUUAAAUCCGAUCUUUUGUUUCUUUGUUUGCUUGAAUUCAAACCAGUUAAAUUCAGAUUCUGAACGUUUCUCAGUUUCCUGUUCGGCUGUUAUUAAAUGAUUUUUAAUUUCGCUUCCGUAAACGUGUUCAAUCCGUGUGUGUGUGUGUGCGUGUGUGUGCGCGUGCGUGUGUGUGUGUGUGUGUGUUUGUCAGUGUGUACUUUACCUCUGGACACUCUGUGGGGUAUUUUUUAUUUUCCUAGAAGCUGGAUGAGGAACAUCAUAUCUGACAGAUCAGAGUUCCUGGUGUUCUUCUUUCUGACGCAUUCGAGAGGAAGGUUAGCGCCCCGCAAGCAGCUAAAACAAAUGCUAAAACUAGCCACAUCAAGCUAGCUCUGGUUAUUCAUGAUCCCCAGAGGAUGAAUCCUGGUUUUAUUGAUCCACAGGUUCUUAAAAGGCAACAGUAUCAAAGAAAAGUUACACACUUUCAUAGCAAGAAAUCCUAAAAUCAUUCAACUCAUGGUCCCCAGAGGAGGAACCCAACUGUUCAUGGUGACCCUAGUCUUCCUAUAAACAAGCUGAAAGCUAAAAUUUUAUUUCAGAAAUGCGAAUUAAACAUUUUAUUUUGAGCAGCAUUUUCAUGGUUAGAUAUCUUCAGUGAUAUGUUGUGGAUAUUCAUGAUCCCCAGCGGAUCUUUCAGCUGUUAAUGGUGACUCCAAUCUUUUCCCAGAGCCUAAUCAAGCUCAUGCAGUUAGCUAAUGCAAAAUAAGUAAAACAGUGCAGGUUUGUUUUUGUUCUUUAGCAAUCGAUAAAUCUCAGAAUCUGUCAGAAGUAAACAACCUCAAUCUCAUUCAGACUCCCCAGAGGAUGAAGCAUUUCCAUUUGGUCAAACUAUCACAUUUUGUCUUGAAAUAUCAGGAAUAAUACUGAAUUGUGUACAAAAGACCAAUUAAUCUACCGGCAGGAUUUUUAUCAUGUUUACUCUAAGUUAUUCAUGCUCCCCAGAGGUUGACCUCUAACAGGGUUGCUAAUCACUUAACUGUUUAAUUCAAGUUACCAACAGGGAAAUAUUUGAUUCAAAGCGACAUUUUUAAUAGUGAUGCAUCUUAUUAUCUAAAUAUUGUGGCUAUUCAUGGUCCCCAGAGGAGGAACCCAGCUUCUAAUGGUGACCCUGAUGGUCCUCUGGUCUUAUAAUCCUGCUCAAACUCCCCAGAAGAUUACACCAUCAGGAUCAAAUUUGACUUUUUUUUUUUUUUUUUUACCAGUGACAGAAAAAUCUACUAACAAGAUUUAUUUAAGUGAAUCAUGAUCCCCAGAGGAUGAUCCCGAACAGGUUUCCUGAUCCCCCGACCGGUUUAUUGGAACCAUCAACAGUAAAAUGUUUGAUUUUAAGCCACAUUUUAACAGUGAUACAUUUUGAUAUGGGCAAUAUUCAUGAUUCCCAGAGGAGGAAAACAAAUGAUCUGCUAGACCCAUAAUUAAGCUCAAAUUAAAUUUUGUUCUCCAAUAUUAAAAUAAAUAAAGGCGAUUGACUGUAGCAUUCCAAAGAUACUCAAAUCUAACCGCUACAUUUCAAUAAAUAAUACCAGUUUCAUUCAUACUCCGCAGUGGAUAAGCCUUUCCAUCACUUCUCCUGUUGCAUUAUCAGGGAAAAAAAAGACAGAAAAUCUACAAAAAUCUGUAAAUUGUGGAUAAUCUUUCAUUUUGAAUUCCCCUCAGGAUCAAUAAAGUACCCACCAACCUAUUCAUGGUCCCCAGUGGAGAUCAUUUAAACCCUUCAGUUUUAACUGUGAUUUUCUCUCCAGAACAAACAUGUUUGUUAGCAAAAAAGAAAGAAGCAAACCAGUAAAAAUCAAUACGGAACAAAAGAGGACCGAUGAUGGAGCCCUGAGGGAUGCCACGGCUAGUUUGUUCUGAUAAUCAAUACGAUGUUGAUCGAUUACGGAUCAAUCAAAUAAAGCCAUCAAGUUCAGUUUAAAUCCAGAAAUAAACCUAAAUCGGAUUUAGUAUUUACCACAUUUAUCAGGACAGAGCUCACACUUUUAACCCCUCCACGGUGUUUUUUAGAUGCUGCUAGCGGGGCGUCACGUUUUUUCCGAUUCUGCCGGUUAAAGAGCGAAUCGAGUGGACGAGUGGAGGAACCAGGUGAUGACGAGGUUGUAAAUUUGCUGGUCUGUUUGUAAAGUCUAACAGUGCUAUGGCGGCGCAACUGAAAUAUGUGUGGAGAUAAAAUAAAGUAACAUCUGUAACAACA
Messenger RNA from Acanthochromis polyacanthus (spiny chromis), 7120 nucleotides. It is a transcript of the gene gfra2b, whose product is annotated as GDNF family receptor alpha 2b. NCBI's taxonomy places the organism in Eukaryota, Metazoa, Chordata, Actinopteri, Pomacentridae. The record is from RefSeq and is a predicted model, not a curated record. The coding region runs from base 478 to 1926 and encodes 482 amino acids. Gene Ontology annotation, cellular component: external side of plasma membrane; signaling receptor complex. The transcript is spliced from 10 exons. Gene Ontology annotation, biological process: nervous system development. Gene Ontology annotation, molecular function: signaling receptor activity.